This is a messenger RNA of Labrus bergylta (ballan wrasse), 6219 nucleotides long. NCBI's taxonomy places the organism in Eukaryota, Metazoa, Chordata, Actinopteri, Labriformes, Labridae. The record is from RefSeq and is a predicted model, not a curated record.
UCGGGAAUGUGCUGCUGCUGCAAACCUCAGAAGCCAUUUUGAGAUGAAGUCCCUGUUGAGAAAAGCCAUGAAGAUGCUGAAAACAACGAGCAUGGUUACAUUUCUGUCUGUUUCUCCCUCCGUCUCCUCCUCCUAUUUCACCUUGGCAGCUGUCAACCGACCGGGACAUUAUAAGCAAAGCGGGGUAAUCAAGCUGCGCUCACAGCAGGGUUAAAACGUCAUUGAGUCUUGUUUACUGUCUCUCUGUCCAGACAUGUAACACCGUGAGUUUUUCUCCAGUCUGAAAUCUUCCAGCAUCUCUCACACAACGCAACACAACGUCUCCUUGAGUGACUGUGUCAAUUCACUCUUUGUACCGGAGAGAAAAAGGAGGCUUUCCAAUGGCUUCUGUGAGCCUUGUUUCCAGUCCCCCUGCCCCUGUUCUUGACAAAAACAUGACAGACUCUGAGCUUGCAGGGGAUGAAAGGGAGGACGGCGAGCUGGAAGAUGGAGAAAUAGACGACGAAGGGAUCGGGAUCGAAGAGGAAAACAAAGAGGCGACGGAGGCGACGGAUGACAAAGAGAAGGAGAAGGAAAAAGAGAAGACCAAAGAGAAAGAGGAGAAGACGCACAGGCACUCGAGGAAACGAUACAAGAAGACGAGAGAGAAGAGGAGGUCUAAGAGGAGGAGGCGUGACAGACAGAAACAUCACUCCCCCUCCAGCAGCUCCAGCUCUGACAGCUACGACUCCGACUAUGACCGACAGGAAAGGCCCAAAAACAGGAAGAGCCAGGGAUCAAACCGCGAGUCCGACGGCCAGUCCUCUCAGCACGGCCGGGAUUCAAAGGGAGCACACGGCAAGUCGCCGCCGCCGCCGCCGCACAAGAGCAGCGAUUUUGACAAAUACAGCGACUACAGCGACGACAAGUACGACUACGACGAGGAGGAGGAAGAGUACGAGGACGACAUGUCGGAGUACCCGAUGUCCAAAGAGUCCCAGAAUCAGGGAAGGGGACGCCACGGCAGAGAGCAGAUGAAGAGAGGAAACAUGAGGGGGAUGAAGCAGCAGCAGUUCGGGCAGAGGGGGAGGGGCAGAGGGAGCGGACCAGGAAGAGGACGAGGGAUGCUCAACAAGAACAAGAAGCUGAAGGGGAAACCCUGGGGAGGUCGAGGUCGAGGUCGGGGAGGAGACCAGGGCAUGGAGGACAUGCCUCCGGAGGGAAAAAACUCUUCCGGCUUCCAGAAGAAGCGGCCAAUCAUGAGCAAGGAGUUCAUCAACCAGCACACAGUCGAACACAACGGGAGAUACAUCUGCAAGUAUUUCCUGGAGGGCCGAUGCAUCAAGGGGGAGCAGUGCAAGUUUGAACACGAGCUCGUAAUACCAGACAAGAAAAGGGAGCUGUGUAAAUUUUAUCUCCAAGGUUACUGCAGCAAAGGAGAUAACUGCAUUUACAUGCACAAUGAAUACCCGUGCAAGUUCUUUCACACUGGAGCCAAAUGUUAUCAAGGAGACAACUGCAAGUUCUCCCACUCGGCUUUGAAUGAUGUCACCAAAGAGCUGCUUGAUAAGAUAAUUAACACCGAGGAGGAGAACGCGCGCGAGGACGAGUUGGAGCUGGAGGAUCUGAGAAAGCAGGGCAUCGCCCCGCUUCCCAAGCCGCCUCCCGGGGUGGGUUUGCUGCCGACCCCCGGUCAGAGCAGUCCCACAGACGGAGGAGCCUCGGGCCAGGCGGGGAAGAAGAUCCCCUCUCUGUUUGAAAUCAAAGUUCAACCCACUGUAGACCUGGCGCAGAAAAUUGCUCUGAGCGGAUCCAACUUCUCCCAGAAUGAAGGCGAAGGCACCGACGAGUUUAGCGGAGGCUCAGAGGAAACCCCGAGCGGAGGUAAUGUGCCUUCGGCCACCUUUCCGUCUUCUGUCCCUCCCCCUGGGUCACCCGGUCCCAUGGGUCACCCCACAGGACCCGCCAUGCCCCAGAGCCCUCCAGGACCGCCCCCACCACCACACGGAUUUACAAUGCCGCCGCCACCGAUCCUCCCUUCUGGUCCGCCCCCGCCCUUCAGACCCAACAUGCAGAGGCCUCCGUUCCCUCCUCCCGAUCUACAGAUGCUGCAAAGUCUCUUCCCUUUUCCAUCCAUGGGGCAGAACCCGGCGGACAUCUUUGGAAGUUUUCUCCAAAACCAGACUAUGGGUCAACAAGGAGACCCGGCGAUGGCCUUCAUGCAGAACCUCCAGCAGCAGAUGGGCGCAGAGUCACAGUUGCAGUCUUUACCACCAGCUGUACAAAAAGCCAUCUUUUUACACCUGACGCAGCAGCAGCAGCAGACAGAGAUGAAUCCACAGGGGACAGAAACACUGAGAGCAGAGGGCCAGGAUGAUAACAGUGCAAGCAGAGAUGAAACAACAAACUGGUACUCCAGUGACGAGGAAGACGGGAGCUGCGUUUCUUCCAUCCUUAAAACUCUCAAGAAGCAGAAUGAGAUGCAUCAGGCUCAGUCCAAGCCCCCCCAAGCCGCCCCGCUGGCUCCAGCACUCGGUGACCCUCGGACUGUGAAGGAGAGGGGCCCUCCUAGUGAUCCCCGAACGAAGACGGACCCACGACAGCGCCCCCCAGAUAUGAAAAAGGAGUCCGAUGGAGCCGCAGAUCCCCGGCUCUCCAGAGACCCCCGGAAGAUGAGGCAGAUGGAACCGAGCUCCUACCGUCAGCCGGCUCCUAAGAAGCAUUCUGCGGGAGACGAGGACGAGGAGGGGGAGAGGGAGCUCAGGGAAAAAGCUGUUCUCAUCCCUCUCGACGCCAGCCCCAAUGCGGUGCUGCGGGACCCCCGGUGCCAGCUGAAGCAGUUCAGCCACAUCCGGGUGGACAUCCUCCUGCAGCGGCCGGCCUUCGCUCAGGCGGUCAUCUGGGCCCCUGAAGACCUCAUCCCGUCUCUGGUGCCCAAACAGGAACACUCCAUCAACCUGCCUCUCCCUCCCCUGAUCGCAGACGCUCAGAUGAACCGAGCGAGCCUGCCUGAUCACCCACCGGUCUCCAGCCCUCCGCCCACCGACCCCCGACUGGCCGCUGCACGUCUGAAGGAACGCAUGAGUCGACUAUCCUCUGGAUCUCUAGAAGCCAGAUCGUCCGCUGAAAGACCUGCAGAUCCGCGUCAGCAGAAGACCUUAGACCCCAGACUGAAGCGCACAGGGAGUCUGGAUUCAAAGCUGAUUGGUCAGAAAGAGCCGAGCGCAGGAGGAGGAGGAGUUGUUGACCCGAGGCUACAAAAGGUGAAUGCUAGCUCCUCAUCUCAUGCCGCUCGAGCCAAACAAGAGCCCGAGAGGCUGCCGCCGUACGCCCCUCGCCUCGCCUCCUCCUCCGGUGGCGGGCUGGAGAGUCCCACCACCAUCCUGGGGGGCAUCAGUCUGUACGAUCCUCGAAACCAAAGCGAGCAGCAGAAGGAGCAAGCGGAGCCUCCUAAAAAGGUGGGGAUUCUGAAACUCCCAGAAAAGAAAGACCACAACCCGCCACAGUCUCACUCGCCGACGCAAAGGAGCGAGUCUUUGGAAGAUGCCAAGAGCACAGACGGCGCCUCGGAUCAGCCUCGUCCCUCCAGCUCCCCUCCCCCGCCCCCGGCCUCGCCCAUCAAACCCCCCGCGGUUCAUAACCUCCCCAUCCAAGCUCUGGCCGGGCUGAUCCGACCCCAGUACACCGACCCCAGGCAGGCCAAACAAGCAGGGCAAGGCUCUGCGGCACAGGAGGAGGCGGAGGAGAAGAAGAAGGAGGAGAAGAAGAAAGAGGAGGAGAAGAAAAAGGAGGAAGCAAAACAAGGCGAUGCCGAGGAGGACGCAGACGACCGGACUCUCAAAGACGUGUUUAAGACUUUUGAUCCCACUGCCUCCCCUUUCUGUCAGUGAACACUUUUAAUCUUUAUAUCACAUAUUUAUUUCUGUAUAAAAAAUGCUCCUGUAUAGAAUCACAUUAUACUGUGCUCCACACAUUUGUGAGCACGGAGAUGAUGUUGGUGCACAGAUGAAACCUUUGAAUCAUAUUAAGUGUGUUCUGAAGGUGUGUAUGUUCAGGUCUUUUAUCGUGUUGUUGUUUUUCUUGUGUGUUCUGAACAAUCAGAGACUAAAGACCUUGUAUAGUUUUCACUAAGGACUGAGCUGUAUGUUGUUGACUGAACUCUUGAUCACAGCCUGUGGAGUAUAGAUCCAUUUUAAUCUCUAGUUUUCACUCUUUUUUUAAUUUUUGUUUUUAUAUAGAGACGAUGCAAAUGAAUCGAUGAAAGCAGCGAGUGACCUUGAACUUUUUGUAUUUUCUUAUUUAUUUAAAGGCACUUAUUUUAAGAUCUGUGUGUUUCUGCUCACUUUUUACGAUAAGGGAGUUUUCACAGAUGUUUUCUAGAACGUUUUACAUUUUGUUAUUUUUCACAACAUAUCCUGAUAUGAGUCUGUAUUCACAUCCAAGCAAAAUGCAAACAGGUGCAUGACAUAAAAAAAUGGUUUUAACUGCACACAGUUCAGCUCCCAAUGAGCGACAUUAGUUUUAACAGGUCAACUGUUUAUUUUCUGCUCCAUGUGGUAUCUGUCUCCCUCUUGUGGUUGCUGUACUCAUGGCCUUUAACGGGUGAUAAUGAUAGUUCACUGAUUGCCUAACUUUAGAAAAGAUCAGGGGCGUGGCCAGACUUUUUUUGACUGGGGUGGCCCACUGACUUUUGCAGGGGUGGCAUGAGCUUUGUGAGCACUGAAUUAUUUUUUUUUACUUUUCUAUCCCCUCUAAUGGUCUGAACUUACAAUCAACCCAAUUGUACCACAUAUAAAUCUUCCUAGCUUGAUUCUUUAGGGACUGAAAAACAAAGAUGUGCAAAGUCACAAUUUAAAGCACUUACAAUAUUGCAUGCAACUUGUGCACGCUGUCUAACUUGCAAAAAUCCAUGUAUUGGCAAGUAUGUCUACUGCAAGUUAGACAGCAUGCACGAGGGUUUGCUUGGACAUUUUAGGGGAAAACCAAAUAAUGCAAAAUAUGCGUUAACAACAGAAAGUACUAACACCAUUUUUUUUUUUUUUUUUUAACUAUUAUUAAGAAAAUACUUAAAAAAAAAUCUGAAACCAUCAUUAGCCUGUGGUCCUGCCUCUGGUUAGCCAAUCAUAGUUUUGGAGUGGCCAAUCAAACCAGAAUCAGGAUCAGAAAUACCUUAUUAAUCCCAGGGUGGAAAUCGUUUAAUGUCAAGGGGGACCCAUGCCACCCCUGGCAACCCCUCUGGAAACGCCCCUGGUAAGGACUACAGUAUGUGUCUCCUGCCACAUGUGCCAGAGGACGAUCCUUUAGAUCGAAACGUUGAGCUGAACAGUGUGUCGACCUCUGACAUAACCAUGAACAUUGCAGAGAACUUUUAAAAACAUUAUUUGCUGAAAACUCACAGAGAAGUGAUUGCUUUCUAUUUGCUUUAGUAGCAGGUUCCUUUAAUUGAAGCUCUUUAAUUUAAAACAGCUUGCAGAAACGGUUGCACGUCUCCCUUUUAAUCCGAGAAGACAUUUUUGAUUUGUAAACAUCUAAUAUUCAAUUUCUAUUUAGUACAAUGUUUGUUUUUCCCGUUUUAGUGGCCUAAAUGAUUAAGGAUAUAACAUCACAUUUGAAGGUUUUUUUUGGACUUGUUAAUCAACCCGUAAAACCUUCCAAUGGAGUGGAUUAUUUUUGGUUAUUUUGAUGUGAUUUGAGACCGCCAUGCCUCAAAACAGUCUCUACUUCAAAGCUUGUAAAUGGCUAGCAAAGUGUUAUUUUACUGGUUUUAUUUUACAGAGUAUAAAAACAAAGAAAGAAAAAUAGUGUACUAUAAAGAAAGAUCAAAUCCUAUCUUGGUGACAUUGCAGAUAUAUGUGACAUAUAAAUGAUCUAACGUCUAUUUUAAUGUUGAAUUUUGUAGGAUUUGAAUAAAUAUGUUUAAAUUGGUUAAUGUGUCCCUAACAUGGUUCAGGGGAGCGUCAUGAUAGGCGGGAUGUUUUCAACAGUUGUGCAUCUAUCCUCAUUUUACUGAAACUAAGCUAUCUUUUUUUUAUUGUUUUGAAAAUUCACACUGUAAAUUCAUCUUUUCUAUCACCUGUACAGACUGUUUGAGUGUUUUAAUAUGUAACAUUUGGUUUGUUUUUUUCUGUCCGUGAGGUGAUUAUAGUUAUAAAACUUGUAUGACAUUUUAACGACACAUGCCCGUCACACUUCAGUGAUUUUAUCAUUGAUACCUGAAAUAAACAGAACACAUAAAGUUUA